Phytophthora nicotianae INRA-310 is the source of this 885-nucleotide messenger RNA. RefSeq lists its product as hypothetical. The transcript has a single exon. The coding region runs from base 233 to 721 and encodes 162 amino acids. The record is from RefSeq and is a predicted model, not a curated record. NCBI's taxonomy places the organism in Eukaryota, Oomycota, Peronosporomycetes, Peronosporales, Peronosporaceae.
CGCUGAACGGGUGAGGAGAAACGGAAAACUAGUUCACACUGAUGAACGCGCAGUGCCAACCGCACCGCUUCAAGAGCCUCUGCUUAGUGCUGGCACGGCACCACCGUCCGACCACAGAAAUUGCAAAUAGCCGGCGACUGACGUGGGCGCUCAAAAUCCGCCGCGAGCGGACUAUGCACACUGGGAUCUUACCUUACAACCGAGCUGCAGCGAUACAAGAAAAGGCAGCACGAUGGGGCGGCAUGCUCGCGUUCCACGCCACGCAAGACUCCACCACAAACACUUGACACUCGGGUUAAUCCAUUGUUCAGAAGCAGAUGACCAGGUCGUCACCAACGACGCCACUUUGCAGUGGUGGCAGCCUAAAUCCUCCAUCCGUGGCUGUUCAGCUGCUUGCGGAGACAAUCCGAGCUCCAUGUGCUACCUGGAUCAGGUCGACAUUUGGUGGCAUAUGGCAAGGCUUUCAACAACGAGAACCUUGUUGACCAAGCAGAGUUUGGACGGCAAACCUUCGGUGGGGCAGCUUUCCUCCGGCAGAAAGCCGCCGCUGCUGGCCUCAAAAUAUUAUGAAAAGAGAGAAGUUAUCGCGGCAUCGCUCAGAUUGCUCUUGCAUUUCUGUAAACUAUGCACUUCGGUGGAGCGAUCUCGAGCACUGGUUGUAUGGGUACGGUGUAUCAUCAACCAGAACAGUAACUACGACAAUGCUAGCUACAACUUGUAGAUGUACCAAGUUGUAGACUACAACAAACACAACAAGAUGCGGCAUACUUACUGCUUUUCUCAUCAGAAGAAUGAAGAAUCCAAGAGCUACGUUCUUCGAGCAGUACAAGCUGGAUAUCUUCAAUAUAACCAUUGAGGCUUUGGCUUCUACAGUUUCUUUUAGCC